AUGUCUCGCUACCUCCUCCCAGUUCUGGCAGCUACGGCGGUCCUAGCCAAGACGGACCUCACGGGCUGCACCUCUCUCACAUACACCUACCCAGGACCCUCUGGCGACUCCAUCAAGACAGUCAUCCACUACGUCCCCGAAACCCACGAAAUCUGCACCCCGCUCGACUGCGGAAGUACGGACCCGGCGUCCGGCAAGAAAAUCCCGGGCUGCCCGGGCUACUCCGGUACCGAGACCAUCACCAAGAGCUUCUUCUCCAGCUGCGCAACCGUCAAACCGCCCACAAUCACGGUCACCCAGACCCUUGCGACCCCCGGGUCGAAUAGCGGAGUCGGCAGCACGACGGUGACGGUCACGCCCCCUACCACGACGAGCACCAUUAUCAAAACCGUUACUACGUCGGUGACGUCGCCAUUGUCGUCGCUGACGCCGUCGGUGGUCACGACUAGGACGGGCGUCGCCGGUAGUACCUUGAUCACGUCGACGGAGGGUGAGGCUGUGCCGACUGGGACGGGAAGCGGAGUGGAACCUUCGUCGAGUACGGUUCCGGCUGGGGCGGGAUCGACCGUUCGGGCGGGGAUGGCGGCAGUUCUCGGUGUCGCGGCGGCUGUUGUCGUGUUCGCUUGA
Messenger RNA from Colletotrichum tamarilloi, 627 nucleotides. RefSeq lists its product as uncharacterized. NCBI's taxonomy places the organism in Eukaryota, Fungi, Ascomycota, Sordariomycetes, Glomerellales, Glomerellaceae. The transcript has a single exon. Bases 1 to 627 code for a protein of 208 amino acids. The record is from RefSeq and is a predicted model, not a curated record.